CAUGUGUUUGUCUGUGCAUCAAGGAGUUGGCCUUCGAGCAAAUAUUCGCUGACAGUCUGUCUCAUCUUCGUGGAACCCGCUUUUCUCUCCCUAUUGCGCCUCUUCAAACACCUCCCCUAUAUACUCUCUCUCCUACUUUCUACUUCCACCACCUCCCCUCUCUCUCUCUCUCUCUCUCUCUCUCUCUUUCCGGCUGGCCGGCGAUUGGGUCAAACCUCAUUGUUUGGCCAUGGCUUCCGUGAUCGAAUCUGCUUGGGCGUAUCUGAUUACAAAUUUCAACGACUUUCAAUUGGCGUGUCUUGGAAGUUUCUUUCUUCAUGAAAGCGUCUUCUUCUUGUCUGGACUUCCUUUCAUUCUUCUUGAAAGGGCAGGAUGGUUGAGCAAAUACAAAAUUCAGACAAAAAAUAAUAGUCCUGCAGCUCAGGAGAAGUGUAUCACUCGCCUGUUGCUGUAUCAUUUUUGUGUUAAUCUCCCAAUUAUGAUGGCAUCCUAUCCAGUCUUCAAAUUAAUGGGGAUGCGAAAUACUCUCCCGUUGCCGUCCUGGAAAGUGAUCUCAACGCAAGUAUUAUUCUACUUUGUCCUGGAGGAUUUUAUAUUCUAUUGGGGACACAGGAUUUUACAUACUAAAUGGCUCUACAAGCAUGUCCACAGUGUCCAUCACGAGUAUGCAACACCUUUUGGAUUGACCUCUGAAUAUGCUCACCCUGCUGAAAUUCUUUUUCUUGGAUUUGCUACAAUAGUGGGUCCAGCCAUCACUGGGCCCCAUUUGAUAACAUUAUGGUUGUGGAUGGUACUUAGAGUCCUUGAGACAGUUGAAGCACAUUGUGGUUACCAUUUCCCCUGGAGCCUCUCAAACUUCUUGCCAUUAUAUGGGGGGGCUGAUUUUCAUGACUAUCAUCACCGACUGCUCUAUACAAAGUCUGGAAACUAUUCUUCAACAUUUGUUUACAUGGACUGAAUCAAGAACAUUUACCUCAUCUUGGGAGUUGAUCCUUGCUGUCUCACAACCCCUGCGGAAAAAGAAAUAAUGAAGAAAAGAAUAUAUUAAAAAAUGGAAGAAUAGCAAAAUAUGGUGAAGGUCUGAAUUUUCUGAGGUUUGAUUCUCCUUUCUUACAAGUUCUACUUGAUGCUGCUCCAUAUGGAACAAGCCCUUUAAGAAAAGCCAUGAUUGUUUCUGUACAAUCAUACAGCCUCUGAGAGCAUGGUAAUGCCUCAAAUUUGAUUGGCCCUUCAAUAUUCAUUUUUCUAAAGUUCUAAAAUCAGAUUUUUUAAAGUGGAAUUGGUAUGCAAAUAUUACUUGGGUUCAUAACUUGAAUUAUGCAAAACCAAAAAAUCAGAGAGGCAGUUUACCAUCAAAACAAGUCAGGAGCCUUUGCAUUUAUUAUUAACACAGUUGAUUAAAUUGUGUAGAAACAUAGAUCUGUGAAAAUGUAAAUCUUGUGCGCCCAUAAGCAAAGAUAAUGUAACUGUAAAUAAAAUGGCCGAGUUGGGUCCUCGAAAUGUAGUAGUCAGGCUUGGCAGUUGUGAAGCAGCACUUGAUUACCUUGUGUAUUUGCAGAAAAAUGAAAACUUGUUAUGCAGUUUCAGUUUCUUGAUACUAAAAGAGAGCAUAGUGUUGACAGAAAUGUGUCUCACCAGGCUAACAGAAGAGUAUCGUAGAGCCACUAAAUUCUAUUAGGAGUUGGCAUGAAUAUGUUAACACUAUUCUGAUGUACCAAAUGUUGACUGCUAAUCUCAAUCUCAGUAAUGUAUCUGAUAAAUUUUUGGAAGUUCUCAUUUUCUAUUUCACUGGCGGAUUGAAUAAAAAGUAUUUGAGGUUUCAUGCUGUGUGUGAAUGAUUUGAUGGAUCUUU
Solanum dulcamara is the source of this 1852-nucleotide messenger RNA. RefSeq names its product methylsterol monooxygenase 2-2. The transcript has 7 exons. Gene Ontology annotation, biological process: 4-alpha-methyl-delta7-sterol oxidation; sterol biosynthetic process. The record is from RefSeq and is a predicted model, not a curated record. Lineage: Eukaryota; Viridiplantae; Streptophyta; Magnoliopsida; Solanales; Solanaceae. Gene Ontology annotation, molecular function: C-4 methylsterol oxidase activity; iron ion binding. The coding region runs from base 230 to 958 and encodes 242 amino acids.